This is a messenger RNA of Cynoglossus semilaevis (tongue sole), 1532 nucleotides long. Its product is annotated as metaxin-1-like. Lineage: Eukaryota; Metazoa; Chordata; Actinopteri; Pleuronectiformes; Cynoglossidae. Bases 56 to 1039 code for a protein of 327 amino acids. Gene Ontology annotation, biological process: mitochondrion organization. The record is from RefSeq and is a predicted model, not a curated record. Gene Ontology annotation, cellular component: cytoplasm; SAM complex. The transcript is spliced from 8 exons.
UAGAGGAAGUGACGUAUAGUUCUUCCUGGUUGAAGGGUCAGUUUAGGGAUUCAAGAUGGCGGCGCCGGAGGAGUUAUUUUGCUGGGAAGGAGACUGGGGUUUACCGUCCAUCAGCACCGAGUGUCUGGUAGUUCUGGCCUACGCUAAGUUUGCAGGAGCUCCGCUAAGUCUGAGAAAGAUCUCCAACCCGUGGCGCAGUCCCAGUGGUUUACUUCCUGCUCUAAGGACCAAUCAGAAAACAGUUCUGUCCAGACCCUCUGAAAUCAUCAUCCACCUCAGGAAACAGAAAUACAAUGCAGACUUUGAUCUGUCAGCGAAGGAGGGCGCCGACAGUCUGGCGUUCAUCUCUCUCAUGGAGGAGAAACUUGCACCGGCUCUGAUCUACACCUUUUGGGGGGAGUCUGCAAACUACGUGGAGGUGACGCGGCGCUGGCAUGCUGAACACAUGCCUUUCCCACUACGCUUCUUUCUGCCCAGUUGGAUCCAGAGUCAGCAGCUGGAGAAGCUGCGGUUGCUGCGAGGAGAUGACGUCCUGGACGUCAGUGGGGAACUGGAGAAGGAGUUGUAUCAUGACGCUUUUGAGUGUAUGAACCUCCUGUCCCAAAGACUAGGCUCACACAAGUUCUUCUUUGGAGACUCGCCAUCUUCUCUGGACGCCUACGUCUUUGGUCACCUGGCACCCAUCCUGAAGUCCAAGCUGCCCAAUGGGAAGCUGCAGCAACACCUGAGAAACCUCGACAACCUCAGCAACUUCUGCAGCAACAUCCUGCUGCUGUAUUUUCCCCGAGACCCCAACAGAGAGGGCGGAACUUCCACUGUGACACCACAACCUGAAGGCGGAGAUUUGGACCACGUCCCCAACAAGCGCAUGAAGCAGUUCCUGUCAGUGAUUGUGGCCAUGGGAGCCAUGCUGAGCUACGCUCUUGUGACCGGGAUGGUGUCCUUGGAACACUUCCACACGAAGGUGCAGGAAGAACCACAGGACAGUCAGCCAAUCACAGCUCAGCACCACUACCAGGAGGAGGAGGGAGAGGGCUGAGGACUCAGCUAGUGGAGACCAGAGGACAGUUUGGACUUGAAGAGAGUGCGACAUUGUUGGAGGCAAAACAGAAGAGAAUCUAAACAUUUUCUUUAAUUUUCAGAUGUGUCUGAAAAGGCAUUCUAAGGUUUCCAUGGAAACAUUUAACAAAACAAUUACCAUGGAGGAGGGUGGAGUUUGUCUGAAAAACAAAUAAUUUAAUUAUUGAUCUGAACAUUAUAAAAUUCACCACAAAAUAAAUAAAUAUUCAGAAGUUUCUAAUGGAUUGUUUUGCUAAGUUAAUAUCGAUAUAAUAUCAAAACAUUUACAAAAUGUAAAAUAUUUAGAUAAGUUAGUAUAAUUUUGAAUUCAUUUUUUUAUUUUUUAUUUUAAAAACCCCAUUUAAAACAAGAAAUAAUUAUAAAACACUAGUCAGUAAACAGGUAUUGUCGUCUUGGUGAUAUUGUUUUAUGUAUUUGAUAGAACAACACAUUAAAGACAUUUGUAGAAAUCA